Messenger RNA from Zophobas morio, 676 nucleotides. RefSeq lists its product as uncharacterized. NCBI's taxonomy places the organism in Eukaryota, Metazoa, Arthropoda, Insecta, Coleoptera, Tenebrionidae. The transcript is spliced from 6 exons. The coding region runs from base 197 to 676 and encodes 159 amino acids. The record is from RefSeq and is a predicted model, not a curated record.
UUUCUUUCUUUUUGUCACCGAACUUUCGACUUUUCACUUUGGUAAAGCAAGCGCUUAUAUACGUUUGGGAAGAAAAGAUAAAUUUUUCUUUUGCGAUGUAAAUACGGUUCUGGAUGCUGACACUUUUGCGCCAUCUACUAAAUUCGGCUGCUUUUAUAGUAAUAAAAUUGCUUGUGGAAAUGCCUACUUGGAUUUUAUGAGAAAUUAUUCUUUGGGUGGCACUUUUGUCAUAAAGCCGAAUAAUUCCAUAAGUGUCGGUGUUCGAAGCGAACCUCUUCAUGAUCGUCGCUCGCUUGAAGUCCGAUUGGAGCAUCACGGUAAAUUUCAUCGUCUGCGCACUGGUCAGGACUACUGCUUGAGUUUCUGCGGUGAUGUUUCCGGCCGUUUCCUCUCCGCCGCUUAUGUCCAGUCCAUGCUCUUACCGUUCGACCGAUCCCUACACCGAUUAUUUUUGGGUGGUGAUUUUUCCCACCAAUCAGAUCGACCUCUAUUUUUUUUUCCGGGCUUAGAAAGUGGGAAAGGGUCUUCUUGUUCCGGCCUUGCGCUGCCUUUUUAUAAAAAAAAUCCCACCAAUGUCUUAACGGUGGGCGCUUUAUGGCAGCCGCUGGGAAAUUUAGCAUUGAAAUUAAUAUUAGAUUCUCGAGGCAUUAAUUUACUUUUUCUAAUUUCAACUUGA